GUAAGGUUAACUGUGUUCACAGAUCCAAAUGUGUGUGUGAAAGAGUAUCAUCAUCAUCUUCAAAUAGACUGGAUUUCUCUGCUCCUAUAUAAACCUGCCACUUUAACCAUUUUCGAGCAGUAACCGCAUGGGACCCACUUCAUUCUCUCUCUAACUUCUCCAUCUCUCUCUCUAUAUCUCUUCUAGUUCUGAGGAUUUUUUUGUUUCCUGAUUUUCCGGGGCGAGAAUUUGCGUCUGUGCAGUGGCCAAUUUCCGGGUUUUAUUAUGGUGCGGAUUGAUCUUGGGGGAUCCUUUUUGCGUGUGAACUGGGUUGCUUUUACGGGUUGGACAUGCAGGUUGAAAUAGAUUCCUGGGCUCAGAUGUAAUAUGUGCCAUUAUUGUGGUUCCAAAUCCACUAAGUCUUGUUGCAGCAUGGAUAAGCAGGAGAAUGAUAACUGUAAAAGAUUAAAUGGUGAAAUGAAAGAUAAGAAUUUAACUUCUCAUGGGGUGCCAUCGAUCAGUCCAACUAUUUCAAUGCAAAGUAGUGAAAGAUCCGUCUCAAGUUGCAGUGAAUUUUCAGUUGAUGUAAACUCUGACUACAGGGGUUAUCUUGAUGAAAGCAGCACAGACAGCAGUCAAGAGAUUUUCAAUUCUAAUACAAGAGGGGGUCUUUAUGGAUUUAGCUUACAACCUCCAUCAAAUGGAAGUGAUGUAGACUCUAGUGGAAAUAAUAAAAGUGCAGUAGUGGAAAAUAGUAGAGUGGAAAGAGACAUUGAUGAAGAAACUGGAAUACCUUUUAAUGUUGAAGUGGAUAGCCACUUUUGGCUACCACCAGAUCCUGAAGAUAGAGAUUUGGACUUGGAGGGGAGUGUGGCUAAUUAUGAGGAUGAUGACGAUAUUGAAGGUGAUAAUGGUCUGAAUUUAGUUAGCUUUGGAGAAGAGUACUCUGGGAGUUUCAAGUUCAAAGAGGAAAAACAGAAGGCAAUGGAAGAGGUUAUGCGUGGGAAAUUUAAGGCACUUGUUGCUCAAUUUCUCAGGUCUGUGGGUGUCAACCCCAAAGGGGAAGAUAGUGACAGUUGGGUUGAUAUAGUCACUUCUCUAUCAUGGAAUGCUGCUUCGUUUGUGAAGGUGGAUGCAGCUGAGGGGAAGGCAAUGGAUCCUGACGGAUAUGUAAAAAUAAAAUGUGUUGCAACUGGCUCACGCAAUCAAAGCCAAUUCGUUAAAGGUCUAGUCUUCAAGAAACAUGCUGCUCACAAACACAUGCCUACGAGGUACAAGAGUCCCAGAUUGCUUUUGAUUCAGGGUGCACUUGGUCUCUCUUCAAAUGAGUUGUCUUCUUUUGAAUCAAUGCAGCAGCAGGAGAAAGAGGGGCUCAAAUCAUUUGUUGAAAUUCUAGAAAAGUACCAUCCCAAUGUUGUAUUAGUGGAGAAAGCUGUGUCUCGUGAUGUACAGGAAUCCAUCCUCAAGAAAGGAAUCACGUUAGUCUUUGAUAUGAAACUUCAUCGCCUUGAGAGAGUUGCUCGAUGCACUGGUUCGCCUAUCUUAUCCUGUGAUACAUUGGCUGCCCAAAAAUUAAGGCAGUGUGAUUCAUUUCAUUUUGAGAAGUUCGUAGAAGAACAUGCUACUUCUCGUGAAGGUGGAAGAAAGCCCAACAAAACACUGAUGUUUAUUGAAGGUUGUCCCACUCGUCUUGGAUGUACGAUUUUAUUGAUGGGCAGUAACAGUGAUGAAUUAAAGAGGAUUAAAUGUGUGGUCCGAUGUGCAGUUAUCAUGGCAUAUCAUUUAAUCCUUGAGACAUCCUUCCUUCUAGAUCAGAGGGCAAUGUUUUCUACUAUUUCCCCAACACAUUUUGUGACUGUAUUAGCUAACAAACAAGAUUCAACAUCUGUUGGUGAUGGUGCAGAAAGCCUUUCUAAUGAUGAAGAUACUGUUCCUGACAUUCAUUCAACUACUGAUAUUGCAAUUUCUGAAGGGCUCCAUGCAGAAGGAAAUCCCAAUUUAAAGUCAGAAGUUGACUCUGCAUUGUCACUUGAGCCGUACAAUCCAAUCAUCCUAUCUGGCCUUUCUUCUCUUUCAUCCUCUCUAAGAAAAGUUAUGGGCGAAAGUUUCCCUAUUUUGUCAUCCUCUCGUCAAUCUAUGUCCUCAUAUCUUGGUUUUGACAGAAGGAACGUGGAUGAUCAGGCCGGAACUGAUGUUCAAGUUUCUAACUCUACAACUGUGGUUAAUGAUGUUAAAGAACCAAAGAUUUUCCCUGAUGAAGAGAAGGCUCCUGAGAAAGAGAUUAUAAAUACUUUAAAGAACCACGAGGAACCUUUAGAUCCACAGAAUGAGAUACAUGAAGAUCAAAGGAAUGGCAGGGAUGAUAUUAGCACAGUGUUAGAUUCUGAAAGUAUUUUGGUUCAGAUGUCAAGCAGGAAUGCUUCCAAAGGAAUUAUGUGUGAGCAUAGACAUUUUUCUCAUAUCAGGUUCUACAAGAAUUUUGAUUUCCCCCUUGGGAACUUUUUGCAGGAUUAUUUGCUAAAUCAGAAGCUCCUGUGCAAAACUUGUGGUGAACCAUCUGAAGCUCAUAUUUCUCACUAUGCACACCAUAAUAAGCAACUCACAAUCCAAGUUCGACAUUUUCCUGCUGACUGGUGUUUGCCAGGUGAAAGUGAAGGGAAGCUUUGGAUGUGGAGCCGUUGUGGUAAAUGUAAACUUGAAAAUGGAAAUUCAAAAUCUACAAAGCGAAUUCUGAUAUCUGCUGCUGCUCGCGGUCUAUCAUUUGGAAAAUUUUUGGAGCUGAGCUUCUCAAACUCCUCAUUCUUCAGUGCACCAUCUGGGUGUGGACAUUCUUUUCACAGGGAUUUUGUAUUCUUCUUCGGAUUAGGUCCAAUGGUUGCCAUGUUCAGAUACUCACCUGUUGCUACUUAUUCAGUGUCUCUACCUCCUUUGAAGCUUGAGUUUAGCAAUCCCGUUAAAGGAGAGUAUCUAAUGAAAGAUUUUGAGAAAGUACAUUCAAAAGGGAUUCAGAUGUUUAUGGAUAUUGAAAAUUCUUUGAAGGAUAUAUGGUCUCAUUCCACUGGAAAAGAAUUCAACCUUCAAGAAACUCCUAAAGAAUUCAUUGAAAUUGAAGCAAUGUUGAAGGAGGAGAGGUCUCAAUUUGAGGUUGGUGUCCAGAAUCUAAAUAAUGGGAAUGAGGAUAACAUUGUGUACAGACUCCUAAGCUUGAACAGAAUACGGAUGGAGCUUAUGCUUGAAUCAUGUGUUUGGGAUCGAAGGCUUCGUGCAUUGCUGUCAUCUGAUACCAAACUGAUGAGGCAUAGGGAUUUUCAAGUUGACAACAUGGAGCAUGGGCAAACUUGCCUGACACAGUAUGAUAAAACUGGAAGAGAAGUCAAUGACAUUGAAACAGACAUGGAAAGAGGGAAUGAUGUUGCAGACAGGUGUGCUGACAUUAGAAUUGAUGGCUCUAAUGGUGAUGAAAUGGAUGAGGCAGAAAUUUCUAUAGAAGGCCAUACAGAUGUUUCAGGAAAUGCACCUUACCAUGAUAUUAAUGUGACUGCUAUUCCCAUUAAAGAAAUUCAUCUUGACAAACAAGUUGAAGGAUCAAUAUUGCCAGAUGACUCGUCAUCUUGUGUCUUUCUUGAAGGUGGUAAGAGCCCAAUUGAUAUGAAUGCAACUGGAAAUAGUUUAUCUGCACUGGACACUAAUUCCCAUUUUGGUGAUGCAAGUCAUGUAGAAUACAAUAGUUCUAAUGAAGUGCUAACAGAUAAAUUAAUACCAAUUACUUGUGAUGUGGGUUCCAACCAUCUUCAAAGGGAUAAAUCCUUUAUUUCGAUGCUAUCAACAGGUGAGGAUGAUAAGGGGUGGAUUUGGACUCCGUUUCCAGAAAUUCGACGCGAGUUUAUGAAAGAUCUUAAAAAAGGCAACUUACCAAAAUUUGGAUCUGUCACUAGCCAUGCUACAGAAACUGUUGCUUCUGCACUUGUUGCUGAGGAAGCUGGAAAACUGCAUAUUCCUCUUGGCAGUGAUGACUACAUUGUGUCUGACUAUGAGGAUGAACUCUCAAGCAUAAUUGCUUGUGCAUUGGCCUUGCUGAAGGAUUUUGGGGAUGAUGAUAGAAAAGACAAAGUAAUGGGAGCCAAGAUAUAUGAGAGUUCUCAAGGCCUAUUGCGAAUAUUCUCAUUGUCUUCUCCACAUUGGUCAGCUAGCUCAUUAGAUUCUGCUGAAGGUAGCCAUUCUUCUAGUGUUCUUUUUGAUGAAUCUCGCUCAUCAAGUUUUGAUGGGUUAGAUUCAUUGGAAUCUUCCGUUUCUACAACAGCUUUUCAUUCAGAAGUUUCCAUGGGUUCAGGAAAGCUCCAGGGAAAACGUAAAUACACUGUUCUUUGUACCUUCGCUAGCCAGUUCCGUCAGUUGCGGGAUCGAUGUUGUACAUCUGAGGAUGAUUAUAUUGCUUCAUUAAGUCGGUGUAGGGGCUGGGAUGCUAAAGGUGGGAAAAGUAAAUCUUUCUUCGCUAAAACUUUAGAUGACAGGUUCAUUAUAAAGGGAAUUAAGAGGACUGAAUUUGAGUCAUUUAUGAUGUUUGGUCUUUCUUAUUUCAACUAUAUGGAUCAGUGCUAUGAAAAGGGGAAUCAGACCUGCCUGGCAAAAAUUCUUGGUGUUUAUCAGGUUAUCAUUAGGAAUACAAAGAAUGGAAAAGAAACAAAGCAUGAGCUGAUGGUGAUGGAAAACCUUUCAUUUGGUCGAAAUAUCACUCGCCAAUAUGACCUUAAAGGUGCUCUGCAUGCUCGAUUUAAUUCCACUGGCAAUGGGGCGGGAGAUGUGCUUCUUGACCAGAACUUUGUGAAUGAUAUGAAUGUCUCUCCUCUGUAUGUCAGUACGAAAUCAAAGCGAAAUCUGCAACGUGCUGUAUGGAAUGACACUGGUUUCCUCAAUCUGAUCAACGUAAUGGAUUAUUCUCUACUUGUGGGAGUGGAUACUCAGCGGCGUGAACUUGUUUGUGGCAUCAUCGACUACCUCAGACAGUAUACAUGGGACAAGCAAUUCGAGACCUGGGUCAAAUCCUCACUUGUUGUCCCCAAGAAUCAGUUGCCCACCGUAAUCUCCCCCAUAGAGUACAAGAAAAGAUUCAGAAAGUUCAUCGACACCCAUUUUAUAAGCGUUCCAGAUCAUUGGUGCUCUCGAAGAUCUUCAAAUCCAUGCCAACUUUGUGGCACAGCAGGCAGUGUUGAUUCAGCACACAGAAGAUCCCAAGAUGGGAACUCUACGGAACAAGAGGAGAAUGAGCGCGGGGAAUCGUCAGGUCCUUAAUCUGCUGAACAAAGCUAAGCCAACCGAAAUUGGUUUUUCUUUUAUUUUUUUGUUUCUUCUGGUUCAAUACAUCUCUACCACAGUCGGAAAUGGGACCAUUAUCCGUUUGUGGUGUGAUUGAAUAUUGUACAUAGGAAAGGAAAUAUAGGUAUACCCAAAUCUGAUUCUGCGAUUUUUUUAGCAAAUUCAUGGGGCUGCUACUGCUGCUGCUGCUGAUGGUCUGUCUGGUUCAUUUAGGUCCUACGGAUUCAACCUUGCAAAUAUAAAUAUAUAUAUAUUUUUUGUGGAUGCCGAGAAAGAGAAAUUGUAUAAAGCCAUGCUAUGCUAUGCUAGCUUUGACAUUUCUGUUAUGAAUGAAAUUUCUGUAGAAGCCUUUCCUUCUGAUUCUGCA
Ipomoea nil (Japanese morning glory) is the source of this 5659-nucleotide messenger RNA. Its product is annotated as putative 1-phosphatidylinositol-3-phosphate 5-kinase FAB1D. Gene Ontology annotation, molecular function: 1-phosphatidylinositol-3-phosphate 5-kinase activity; ATP binding. The record is from RefSeq and is a predicted model, not a curated record. The transcript has 14 exons. The coding region runs from base 367 to 5268 and encodes 1633 amino acids. NCBI's taxonomy places the organism in Eukaryota, Viridiplantae, Streptophyta, Magnoliopsida, Solanales, Convolvulaceae. Gene Ontology annotation, biological process: phosphatidylinositol phosphate biosynthetic process. Gene Ontology annotation, cellular component: endosome membrane.